Quercus robur (English oak) is the source of this 729-nucleotide messenger RNA. RefSeq lists its product as uncharacterized. The transcript has a single exon. NCBI's taxonomy places the organism in Eukaryota, Viridiplantae, Streptophyta, Magnoliopsida, Fagales, Fagaceae. Bases 1 to 729 code for a protein of 242 amino acids. The record is from RefSeq and is a predicted model, not a curated record.
AUGUGGCUUUCAAAUUCAAGUUGUGAGGAUGUGGUGUUCUUGGCUUGGGGUAGUGGAAAUGGGCACGGUGAUGGAGGAAAUAUUUUGAGGAAAGUGGAGAGGUGUGGGAAAGAUUUGGGGCAUUGGGAGAAAAAUGUUUUCGGUAAUGUAAGAAUGGAGUUGAAUCGGUUAAAGAAGGUUUUGGCCAAAGAGGAAAGGGCUGCAAUGUUUAGUGGGAACAAUUUUUGGGAUAGACAAAUUAAGAAAGAUAUUGAGGUUUUACAAGAGAGCGAAGCUACUAUGUGGGCUCAACGUUCUAGAGUUCUAUGGGCUAACCAAGGGGAUAAAAACUCAAAGUAUUUCCAUUGUUGUGCAACAAAGAGAUUCUGGAAAAACUCCUUGGAAGAAAUUAGAGAUGUGGAAGGGGUAUGGAGAACUAUUAAAGAAGAUGUGGGUGAAGUCUUGGUAAAUUACUACAAGUCACUAUUUACUUCAUCAAAGGGUAGUGUUUCCGCUAGCAUGCUUGAAUGUGUGCCUACAAUGAUUGAUGAAGAGAUGAAUGCAGCCCUAUGUAAGGAGUUUGAGGCGUGGGAAGUCAUUAGUGCCCUCCAACAAAUGACUCCCCUUAAAGCACCUGGACCUGAUGGUAUGCCGCCGCUCUUUUACCAACAUUUUUGGAGUACGGUAAAUCAUGAUGUAACUUCAUCCAUAUUGUCUUGGUUGAAUUUAGGUACCAUACCAUCUCCUUGA